AUGGCCUCUGAAUUCGAGGCAUCCCCGAUGAGUCCGUCUUCACUUGUAGCCUACUUCGGAGCUGCAAUGCCUCCUCCAACCAACAAUGCCUCCGUCCCCGAAGCCGGCCAGAGCAGAGUCCAGACCAACGUUAUCCCCAUCCACUGUCAGAACAAGAGAGAGGAGGAUGCUAGCAAGAUUGGUGAGAUCAAGUACUACGGCAUGGGCAUGGGGUUCCCCCUCCAGUACUACCCCUACUAUGGCAAGCUGCUGCACCCCGAUUACCUACAGCCUCUGGUGGCCAUCCAGUUUACCAACCUCACCUUCAACGAGGAGCUGCGUCUUGAGUGCAAAGUGUACGGAGCGAACAUUGACUACAGCGAGAAAGAUCGCUACCAAGGACGAUUUGAUGUUAAGUUCACCAUCACCAAUUCAUGACCUCAGAAAAACACACUGUUAUCCUCCCACAUUUCAAAACAAGAUGAUUUAGAAAAAAAAAAAUUAGUUAUAUUAAAAAACACGACUAGUCUUGGAACAAACUUUCAUAAUAUACGGGACCUAGAGUCAAUCUGUGUACAUCACACUGGCUUUUCUGCAUAAUGUCUAGGGUUAGAAUGUACUUUACAGGAAGAGUAGCACUAAGCAACAUAUUUAUUCUACUGUAAAUGACAAGUCCCUGAGUCAUGGGACAUGUUCAUCUCUUACUGUAAAUUGCAAUUCCACUACUGAUAUGUAGCGAGCAGUGUUUCUGUCUGUCCCCUUAAGUAUUCUGCCUAACGUGGUUUCUAUAUAUAUGUUUGGAGUGUCCAGUACAGUAGUGGCAUACAGUGGUCCUUUCCAAGCCAUGUUGUAAUUUCUGUUGUCUUAUGUCAGUAAGCUUUAGUGGUCCAAGGUGUGUUUGUGUUUUAAUGUGAGUGUGUGGAUAUGUGUUAAUGUGCUCUUACUAACUGAAAAUACUGGCAUGGUACGCUCUGAUCUCCAAGUCUGUCAGUAAACGGAUGCACUCCCUGGAAUGAUUUUCCUGUGUCUUUUUGACUUGAUUGUGGGACAAUAUUUCUACAUUACUCUUUUUCUUUUUGCAUCAACUUUAAUAUGGGACAGAGGGUUUAAUGAAAUGUCUUGUUUGAUACUCCUCUCUCUAUGUU
Molecule: messenger RNA, 1124 nt
Organism: Oncorhynchus gorbuscha (pink salmon)
Lineage: Eukaryota; Metazoa; Chordata; Actinopteri; Salmoniformes; Salmonidae
Product: sodium/potassium-transporting ATPase subunit beta-233-like
Exons: 3
Coding region: 1-417 (138 amino acids)
Biological process (GO): intracellular sodium ion homeostasis; intracellular potassium ion homeostasis; potassium ion import across plasma membrane
Cellular component (GO): sodium:potassium-exchanging ATPase complex
Molecular function (GO): ATPase activator activity
Source: RefSeq, a predicted model, not a curated record